Aaosphaeria arxii CBS 175.79 is the source of this 1629-nucleotide messenger RNA. RefSeq lists its product as uncharacterized. The record is from RefSeq and is a predicted model, not a curated record. NCBI's taxonomy places the organism in Eukaryota, Fungi, Ascomycota, Dothideomycetes, Pleosporales. The transcript is spliced from 3 exons. The coding region runs from base 68 to 1363 and encodes 431 amino acids.
CUUCUCACCCGCCUCAGCUCUCAACUUGCGCCCCCGCCAUGCCGGACCACAGUUCAAGUCUAGAAGAAUGAAGAAGACGCUGCUCCUGUGCUUUAUCCAUGGAUUCAAGGGCGGCGAUGACACGUUUGCCAAUUUCCCUUCCCAUCUCAAGGCGAUCCUCCAACAUGCGCUACCAAAGGUCUCCGUGUUGACCAUCACAUAUCCCAAGUACGAGACAAGAGGUGAUCUACAGGAAUGUGUGGCGAGGUUCAAAGAAUGGCUUCAGAACAAAGUCAUAGAUCUCGAGGUCGAAAAUGGGACGCCCUCACCCACCGUGGACCCCUCCGUACGCACUGUUCUCGUCGGCCACUCCAUGGGUGGUAUCGUCGCAGCCGAAACCCUUCUGUCUAUCAUCAACGAACAGCCCAUCCACUCUCUCAACAACUCCCAGUCGCACUCGACCUCUUCUCUACCCGACCCUAGUCUCUUGAUGUUCCCGUACAUUCAAGGCGUGCUUGCUUUCGACACACCGUACCUUGGAAUCUCCCCCGGAGUUGUUGCGCAUGGCGCCGAAGGCCACUGGAAAACCGCAAACUCGGCAUACGCAGCGUAUUCGAACCUUGCUGGUGCGUUCGGUUGGGGUGCGAAGAAUUCCGAGGCAGGCCCCGUAGAUGCAAGCAGGAUGCUCCCAGCUCCGGACAAGAGUUCAAAGGUCGCUGUUAGCGACUCAAACGCAGACGCAGCCGCCACACCGCUGUGGCAGCGUUAUGGACGAGUGGCAUUAUUUGCUGGAGCGGCUGGAGCCGUCGCUGCUGGAGGUGCUGCUGCGUAUAUGAAGAGGGAACAGAUAACAGAGGGCUGGAGCUGGGCAACGUCGCAUCUCGAGUUUGUGGGCAGUCUGGCACGGCCUGAAGACCUUAAGAAGCGCCUCUACAAUGUGAUCAAGCUUUCGCAAACCCAAUCGAUUGGCUUCACCAACAUCCACACGACGCUCGGGCACGCUGUUAACGCACAGAACAACAAGGACUCAUGGGCUGGAAAAGUAGCAGGCACCGACCGCACGUUCUGCAACCUUCCAAAGGGUGAAGCGAAACAAUACUUUGUCCCUGCAGUGAACGACAAAAGCACUUCGGAGACUUUUGCGCACAUGUCCAUGUUCGAACCUAAGAACAACCCCGGCUAUUACAACAUGAGCGAGUUGGCGAAGGAGCUCCUCCACGACUGGCUUAACAAUGAAUGGUACGAGGAGAGCGAAGGUCCCCUCAAAGACACCACCCUAGACGAGGACGCCGAGAUGGUGGAACAGCCCGACGAUCUCGACGAGGAGUUCGAGAAUGUCAAGCGGCCUACAAGUGUAGAGCCUGGGAACAAGCAGGAGUUGUAGACAUCAGGGAUUCAGGCAACGAUUGGGGAUUGGCCAAUCCCUUCGUACGACAUCACGGCUGUAUGAACAUCUUGUACUAGAAUGGGCGUUUUUGUGAAUGUAUACCCUUUUUCUUACUUUUUAUUCCCUAACACUAUUACUUUUUGGAAGCUCUAUUGAAUGAUUCGAGGUCAGUGGUGAACAAGCAUGUCCGUAAAAUCUUCAUACCAAACACCCACUGCAUUGCUCGAUGUCUGUCAACGCCAACUUGAAUGAACAUUUAUCAC